AUGAGGAUGAAAAAUCAGUUACUAACCGUUGUUUUUUGCGCACUUGCUCUACUUGUCAACAUUAUUAAUGUCUCAUCAACCUCAUCUGAACUACCAAAGGUGUACAUAGUUUACCUGGGAGAGCAUGUUGGAGACAAAACAUUCCAAGAAAUCGAAGACGCUCACCACUCGUAUUUGCACUCCGUCAAGGGAUCGAGAGAGGAAGCCAAAGCCUGCGUUGUUUACAGCUACAAAAACGUCAUUAAUGGCUUCUCCGCCCUGCUCACCCCUGAUGAAGCUCAUAAAAUAUCAAAGAUGGAUGGUGUGAUUUCAGUGUUUCAUAGCGACCCCAAAAAAACGAGGCCUCACACGACAAGAUCAUGGGAUUUCAUUAACUUACUCGAAGCUAAAUGGGAUCCCACACGAUCCAACACCAGAGAUAAACUGUUGACUCAAGCUGACUACGGCCAGAAUGUCGUUGUCGGGGUAAUCGACACCGGCGUAUGGCCGGAGUCUGAGAGUUUCAACGAUGUGGGAAUGGGACCUAUUCCAACAACCUGGAAUGGGUUUUGCCAGACCGGUGUUGGUUUUGAUUCUUCUCAUUGUAAUAGGAAACUGGUGGGGGCCCGUUACUAUUUGAGGGCUUACGAGGCAAAUUUCGGUCCACUCGAUCCCACAAUCGACUUCCGAUCAGCAAGGGACUCCGUCGGCCACGGGACCCACACGUCGUCCACCGUCGGCGGCCGGAGUGUCCCGAACGCCGCCGCAAUUGGCGGCUUCGGCAUAGGAAACGCCACCGGAGGGGCCCCACUGGUGCGCCUGGCCAUGUACAAAGUGUGCUGGAAUAUUCCGGCGGAUCUGGGAGGAGGGAACACGUGCGCGGAUGCUGACGUGAUAGCGGCUUUCGAUGAUGCAAUCGCUGAUGGAGUUGACAUCAUCAGUGUCUCCCUUGGUUCGGAAACCCCUACGCCCUAUGUCGAAGACGGCACUGCCAUUGGAGCAUUGAAUGCAGUGAAAAGGGAUAUUGUGGUGGUUUGCAGCGCCGGCAAUUCGGGGCCCGACCCGUUUACCGUGACGAACAUCGCCCCGUGGAUCAUCACUGUUGGAGCGAGUAGCAUCGAUCGCGUUUUUUCGUCGCCCGUCCUUCUUGGAAACGGCGUGGUAGCGGAGGUUCGUCCGGUUAAACCUCUAGGACAAUCAAUUACUCCAUUCGUGAAGGGAACGUACCCGCUUGUUUAUGCAGCGGAUGUAGAAAUUCCAGUGGAGAUGUGUUUUUCAUUUCACAGACUAUGCCUUCCUGGGACACUUUCGCCGGCUCUGGUAGCAGGAAAAGCAGUAUUCUGCUGGAAAGGGGACACUGUCUCAGCAUUAGAAGUGCAAAGAGCUGGCGGCGUAGCUGCGGUGCUCGGAAACCCAAAAGAAGGAGUAGGCGUCUCCCAAACGCCUUAUGUGAUUCCGGCAAGUGUUGUUCUUUCCGAUCAGAAACUGAAAAUUUACAACUACAUCCGAUCUACAGCAACACCGACGGCAACCUUGACUCCGGCGAGAACAUUGAUAGGCGGCUCCAGCCCAACUCCAUUCAUGGCCCCUUUCACCUCCCGAGGCCCCAAUGCUAUCGAACCCAAUCUUCUAAAGCCGGAUAUUACGGCACCGGGAUUUAAUAUACUGGCAGCAUGGAGUGAAGUUGCUUCCCCUUUCGGUGUCGCAUCCGAUAAUCGAGUUGCGAAGUACAACAUUAUUUCCGGUACAUCAAUGUCUUGCCCACAUGUUGCAGGUGUGGCGGCACUUAUCAAAGCCAUACAUCCCGAUUGGAGCAGCGCCGCCAUCAGAUCUGCUCUCAUGACCACCAGUAUAAAAUUAACUAAAUUAACAAUUUCACCUUAAAUUCAUUACAUUCUCUUCCAAGACUAC
This is a messenger RNA of Erythranthe guttata (spotted monkey flower), 1890 nucleotides long. The record is from RefSeq and is a predicted model, not a curated record. Lineage: Eukaryota; Viridiplantae; Streptophyta; Magnoliopsida; Lamiales; Phrymaceae.